Talaromyces proteolyticus is the source of this 864-nucleotide messenger RNA. RefSeq names its product putative fumarylacetoacetate hydrolase. Lineage: Eukaryota; Fungi; Ascomycota; Eurotiomycetes; Eurotiales; Trichocomaceae. The transcript has 4 exons. The record is from RefSeq and is a predicted model, not a curated record. Gene Ontology annotation, molecular function: catalytic activity. Bases 1 to 864 code for a protein of 287 amino acids.
AUGCCUUCGUGGACUCACCUUGUUCGUUUCAUCGCCGUCGAGGAUAGCCAAGAGCAUCUCGGCCAGCUCGUCGAUCCCACCCGCGAUGUUGGGCGAGACAGUGCCGAUGGCAAGGAGAUUACAGUGUAUCUAAUUGACGGAACAAUCUUCGAUGGAAGAGUGACUAAGGAGAUCUUGCAUGUCAAGCAGCUACUCUCUCCAGUCUCGAGAGAGGAUUGCAACUAUAUCCGAUGUCUAGGAUUAAACUACAAGGAUCACGCUAAAGAAGCCAAUCUCGCCCUCCCCAAGGCCCCUAUCCUCUUCAGCAAGCCUCGCACGGCCUUGACCGGCCCCUUUCCUGCCACCAUCAAUAUCCCAAAGUGUGCACAGGACGAGACUAGUGACUACGAAGCCGAGCUAUGCCUUGUUAUUGGAAAAACAGGAAGGAAUAUCCCUGAAGACGAGGCUCUUGACUAUAUCCUUGGGUAUACCGCGUCCAACGAUGUCUCGGCGCGUGCACUCCAACUAGCUACUACACAAUGGUCUUUUUCGAAAGGACUUGAUGGGAGCUGCCCAAUUGGACCCGUCCUUGUCGCUCCAUCCGUCAUUAAUGACCCCCAAACCCUAUCUAUUAAAGCCAUCCACAACAACGACACUGUGCAAGACGGGCAUACUAGGGACAUGAUAUUUGAUAUCAAGAAGCAGAUCUCAUAUCUCUCGCAAGGAACCACGUUAGAGGCUGGCACACUUUUUUUGACGGGGACGCCAGCUGGGAUUGGCUAUUUCAAACAGCCGAGAAGGGUUCUUCGUGAUGGGGAUGAGAUUUCGGUGCAGAUUGAGAAGAUUGGGACGUUAGUGAAUAAGGUUCGGUAUGAGAACUUGUAG